AUGGCCUCAAUUGCACGAUGCCUAAGGGCAGCUCGACCUUCAGUGUCCAAGCUGGCAGUGGCUCCCGUCGCCCGUAGCGGUUGGCUGGCUCCUUCCGCCCGCGCAUUCUCUGCAACGACAUCCAGGGAAAUCCGCAAGUACACCAAAGACCACGAAUGGGUCGACCUCAACGCUGACAAGACCUCCGGUGUCAUCGGUAUCUCGUCAUACGCCGCCGAGGAGCUGGGUGACGUGGUCUACGUUGAGUUGCCGGAGGGCGGCAAGGCCAUCUCGGCCGGCGACGCCAUCGGUGCUGUCGAGUCUGUCAAGAGCGCCGCCGAUAUCAAUGCCCCAAUCACCUGUCGCGUCACCGACGUCAACUUGGUGCUGGAGGAGAAGCCAAGCCAGAUCAACGCGGUUCCCGAGGACGACUCACACGGUGGUGGCUGGAUCUGCAAGGUUGCUGUUGAUGAGCAGGGUGUCAAGGACUUUGAGAAGCUGAUGGAUGCCGAGGAGUACAAGGCCUUCACAGGCGCCGAGCAUUAA
Messenger RNA from Truncatella angustata, 525 nucleotides. Its product is annotated as glycine cleavage H-protein-domain-containing protein. Bases 1 to 525 code for a protein of 174 amino acids. The record is from RefSeq and is a predicted model, not a curated record. Gene Ontology annotation, cellular component: mitochondrion; glycine cleavage complex; cytoplasm. The transcript is spliced from 2 exons. Gene Ontology annotation, biological process: protein lipoylation; glycine decarboxylation via glycine cleavage system. NCBI's taxonomy places the organism in Eukaryota, Fungi, Ascomycota, Sordariomycetes, Amphisphaeriales, Sporocadaceae.